CCGAAGACCUCUCUGUCCAUCUGUGUUCAUUACACAGUAGCCUACUUACAUAGUUUUGCUGGCAGUACCGAACGCGCUUGAGGGUAUGUGUAAAGCGCGCUAUACCUUACGGAAUAUCAGUACUCUACUAGUCAAAGGAGCCUAUAUUGCCUCAUCAUACAGACUCUCAGCUUCUUUCAGCCAAUUGGCUGAGGCCUUCGAGCGUACAACUUAUCGCCUUCCUGCUUGCAAUGCCCAAGAGUGACACGUGGCCGGACGGCGUCGCCGUGGAAACCCUGGGCGGCACGGACAGUGCUGGCAGCUGUGAUAGUGUUGUCAGCAUCCACUCCGGUUUGAGCGAUGCCAGUCUGGAGCAGCUCUCUGCUGAGGAGCGGGAGUGCAUCCUGUUCCUGGAGGAGACCAUCGAGUCCCUGGAGGCCGACGAGGACGGCGACCGGACCGGCGGCGAGCCCGAUCUCCGGCCGAACCCUGGGAGCCUGGCCGAAAAGAUCGCCCAUCUCUCCGCCUCUCUGUCAGGCUCUAUCUCAAGACAUCUCCAUGAUGGUCCUACAGGAGAGGGGGAGAGAGAGCACAGGCCUGUCCAGGGCUGCCUGGUGCCCACUCCACUGGUGAUGGCAAAGAGCGGGCAACCCAAUGCUGAGCCUGGCACGGGCUCCCCACCCACCGUCUCCCCGUGCCCGCUCUCCAAGACAGGCUCGUCCCGGGGUCAGGACGCCGCGGCGGCAGCCAGGAGAGCAGGGUGCCAGGAUCGCCCCAAAGCCGGCUUGGCCAGGGGGCCGCUGUCUUAUGAGGGUCUGCUGGAGCUGAGGAUGAUGAAGCCGACCCUGAAGAAGCACGCUCAGAGCUUCUCUUCUGGAGUCAAGGAGAGGGCCAAGCCGGCCCCCAGCGACCUCAGUGAGGGGAGGCAAUCCAGUCGCCCCUCUGACUCCACUUCCCAGCAUGCACCUCUUCACCUGACCCUCAAACCCAGGGUUACCCCUCCGACGGUUGCACCUAAACCUAAAAUUCUCCCACCCAGCGUUGCCGUGACAACCCAAAAAGCGCCUGUCCCAAACCCAGACUCCCAGACGGACUGCCUGGGCACGUCGCCUCGAGAGAGGGUGAUAAUGGAUCCCCAGCAGGUGAGGAGAGAGGCUCUGCGUAAAUUAGGGCUCCUGCAGGACGGGGGGACCGCCCCCCCUUUCGUCACUGGGACCCUGCCGUCCGCCACGGGCCGCCCGCGCUCCAGGAGCGACCUUCCCCCCGCCCCCAGCUCACGCCCCCCUCCCCCGCCCGUCGGGGCCAAGUCCGUGACCCUGGAGCGCUGUUCGGACAGCUUUAAGCCCCGCCCCCGUGCCCGCACCGCCUCGCUGGGACACGGGAGGGAGGUCAGGGCCCCCCAGCCGGACGCCGCGGCCGAGCCCACCUCCCAGAAGCCCCUGUUCCCGAACGGCAUCUCCGCGGCGAUGGUGCCCUGGAACCAGACGGGCCAGGUGAGACAGGAGGCUCUGAAGAAGCUAGGACUGCUGAGGGAGUGAGAACUCACCCCUCCCCCCCCUCCGCAAACCCAAAAAAAACUGCACCCUGAAUGCUGCACCAUCCUGUCCCAGCACAGGUGACCAAGUGCCCCCCUCCCCCCCCCCACUGGCUGUAGGUGAGAGGUGGAGUGAUUGACGCUUUGCGCCAGGUACUGGAUCGACUGAAACACAAUGAAGAUAUUUGCACAGGCGGAGAACGCAGCGGUCUGUGGAGCACAGGGCUGUGGGGUGAGGCACAGGCUGGUACCCUGCCCUGCAGGCUGACUGUUCUGGGGUCAGCAUCCUGUCACGUUUUUUUUUUUUUUUACCUUUACUGCUAACGUUAAAGAAUAACACCAGUAAUUACACUUUUCUAUUUCAGUCUAGGCAACAUAUUGUAUGGAAGUACCAAAGCCAAAAAUUACUCUGUCCAACUCCCUGUCCUUUUAGACAUUUUCCUACCCCAUUUAGCGUUUCACCAGGAAAGCUAUUUAUUUCAGUUGUGCGCUGGUGCCAUUAAAUACUGCUCAGAAAGACAUUUUAAUUAUCAGAAAAUGCAACUUUUUACGACGAAAAACAUAGACAGUGUAGUUUUUACCACACUGUUAGUGUUUUCAGUAUUUUGGUGCCGUGCCGAACUACAUUCCACAUAUCGAAAAAUCAAUCUUUGUCACUAUUGUUUCAGUAAAAAAGUACGAAGGUCAGGUUCUUCGUAAAUGGUGAAUUAUGCUGACCAAAGCUACACUUGUCUUAAUACUUUUUUUUGGACAACAACGAGUUCUGUGACUUCCAGUAUAGCGCUGUUGGCUAGAUGGACAAUAAUUGGUUUGUAGGAUAAAUUCAUUGAGAGCUGGACAGAAACAUUAUUGGUUUUGGUCUUUUAAUAGGAUAUGUUGAUGAUACUAUAAAAAUGAAAAUUAGCAGUGUUAUCCUUUACAUACUAGCACAGUAAAGGGGUGUGGGCAGGUACACACUGAUGCGAUGCCUUAAAUUAUUUUGAUGCUGCAGUCACUGCGACUACCAAGCUGCCUUCAAUAGACAACAGAUAUGUGCUGUUUGACCUGUACUUAAUAGAUAUCUAUAUAGGAAUGUUAAAUUCAGCAUUUGUUAAUCUUCAUUUUAAAUGAAAGAAAAAUAGAUAUUAUUGUGCGGAAGUAUCUAUAGAAAACAAUAGAUUUUUAUUUUAUCCUGAUAUUUGUUUAUCAAGCAGAAAUUAAUUUGCAGAACUGUUUUUAUACAGAAAUUUUCUCCUCAAGGACGAAUACAGGUGACUGCACAUUUAAAAAAGCAGGAGCCGUCAUAAAAGUGAGAGCUUCGGUGUUUUAUAUCCGUUCGAUCAGAGCUGAAUCUAACGUGGCUUGGCCUUCGAUCACCCCUGUCAUUGACUGAAAUUGAAAUGCUGCUGCUGGGCGAUCCUGUGUAGAUGGCACUCAGUGAGAUGAAUCAGCUGAAUAAAACAUUUUGUCCUUUUC
Anguilla rostrata (American eel) is the source of this 2968-nucleotide messenger RNA. RefSeq names its product specifically androgen-regulated gene protein-like. The transcript is spliced from 4 exons. NCBI's taxonomy places the organism in Eukaryota, Metazoa, Chordata, Actinopteri, Anguilliformes, Anguillidae. The record is from RefSeq and is a predicted model, not a curated record. The coding region runs from base 231 to 1517 and encodes 428 amino acids.